Messenger RNA from Sporothrix brasiliensis 5110, 1167 nucleotides. Its product is annotated as taurine dioxygenase. Gene Ontology annotation, cellular component: cytoplasm. Gene Ontology annotation, molecular function: 2-oxoglutarate-dependent dioxygenase activity. The record is from RefSeq and is a predicted model, not a curated record. Lineage: Eukaryota; Fungi; Ascomycota; Sordariomycetes; Ophiostomatales; Ophiostomataceae. The coding region runs from base 1 to 1167 and encodes 388 amino acids. The transcript is spliced from 3 exons.
AUGUCCGCCACAGAGACCAUUUCGGCUCCGCCAGCCACCGAGACACCGCCCGUUCAGGCGGCCGCCGAGACGUCUGUCGAAUACAAAGAGGGACAAUACAAAUACGCCGCCUACCUGCCGCACUAUACGCUCGUCAAGGAGCCCGCGCUCCAAGAGUUUGUGCACCACGACGUCGGCCUGCGCGCCGACCCGGCCAAGAAGGCGCUGCUCGUCGACAGCGGCGCCACGUUUGCCGAGAUCACGCCGGCCAUCGGCACCGACGUGCGCGGCGGGCGUGACGGCAAGCCGCUGCAGCUCAGUGCGCUGACGCUGGCGCAGCUCGACGAGGUGGCGCUGCUCGCGGCGGAGCGCGGCGUGGUCGUGUUCCACGAGCAGGACUUUGCCGACAUUGGGCCGGAGCGCCAGGUCGCGUACGGGCAGCACUUUGGCCGGCUGCACGUGCACCAGAUGGGCGGCCACAUCAAGGACUACCCGGCGCUGCUGCCGGUGUACCGCGACUUUGUGGCCGGCGCCGUCGACCCCGAGAUCGCCAACAACACCAGCAGCAUCAAGUGGCACUCGGACAUGAGCUACGAGGUCAACGGCGUCGGCACCACGACGUUCCUGGCGCUCGACACGCCCGCCUCGGGCGGCGACACGCUGUACCUGUCGACGACGGCCGCCUACAACGCGCUCUCGCCGGCGUUCCGCGCCUUCUUGCACGGCAAGUACGCCGUGCACUCGGGCGCCUCGCAGGCCGCCGUCCACGAGCACCGCGACCGCUACAUCCGCGAGCCCAUCGAGACGCUGCACCCCGUCGUGCGCACCCACCCGGUCACCGGCGCCCGCUCGCUGUACGUCAACCGCCUGUACACGCGGCGCAUCCACGGCCUCAAGGCGGAGGAGAGCGCCGCGGUCCUCGCCUUUCUGUACAACCACAUCGAGCACGGCCAGGACUGGCACAUGCGCGUGCACUGGACGCCCGGCACCGUCAUCGUCUACGACAACCGCAACACGCAGCACUCCGCUCUUCGCGAUUUUGCCGUCCAGGAAGGCGUCACGCGCCGCCACAUGCUGCGCAUCACGCCCCAGGCCGAGCGGCCCUAUUUUGAUGCCGAGGACACGAAGGACGAGGCGGCAAAGGGAGACGGCGGCGUGGUGGCCACCUUGACCAUAGCACAGGAGUAA